This is a messenger RNA of Papilio machaon (common yellow swallowtail), 1150 nucleotides long. RefSeq names its product nose resistant to fluoxetine protein 6. The record is from RefSeq and is a predicted model, not a curated record. The transcript has 7 exons. The coding region runs from base 11 to 1084 and encodes 357 amino acids. Lineage: Eukaryota; Metazoa; Arthropoda; Insecta; Lepidoptera; Papilionidae. Gene Ontology annotation, molecular function: acyltransferase activity, transferring groups other than amino-acyl groups.
UUACUUGUUGAUGAAUUUUUCAUUGCGCAAAAAUUGGAAUGAUUUGGUGAAUGAAGAAAGUGCAGACCCGAGACGUAAUAGACUGAAGGUACUGCGAGGAGUCAGAGCGAUCACGAAUUGCCUCAUGAUACUGGCGCAUGUGUUCUUCAUCUAUACGACGGGUUUCAUUGACUCUCCUCAUGCUGUUGAAAAGACAUACGAGUCAUUCCAGUAUCAUCUGGUGUACAAUGGCUUGCUGAUAGUGCAGAUAUUUUUCCUAAUGUCGGCGUUCCUGCAGUCCUACUUGAUGCAUCUGCGUUCCGAAGUGUCACCCAUCCAGUGGUCCGAGUUGCCGAUGAUAAUGUUUGCGAGGUGGUGGAGACUGAGUCCGACAUAUGCCGUGCUGCUGGCGUUCUCUGGGACGUGGAUGCGGCACUUAGGGACGGGUCCGCUAUGGAAGAUGUACGUGGGCGACUCCAUGGCGGCGCAGUGCCGCCGCUUCUGGCCACAACACCUGUUCUAUAUUAACAAUUACAUCGCUGGUGAUACCGCUUGCCAAGUGCAAACCUGGCACAUAGCCGUGGACAUGCAGCUGUUCGUGUUGACUAUGUUGGUGUACAUGUGCACCAGAGGGCGAGGGCGCAGUUGGCAACUAGCACUGGGCCUACUGCUGCUGACGGGGCUGCUGGGGCCGCCGCUGCACGUGUGGCUGCAGGAUCUGCAAGCGCUGACCAUGGUCACACCGGAGUUUUUCCGUCGCCUCGCGGACACUCGUACAUUCCGCUUGCUGCACAUCCUGUGCCACAACAACCUCAUCUGCUACGUGGUCGGCCUCGCCACCGGCUCUCUCGUCUACCGUCUGCAGAAGGACAACGUGGAUUUGUCUAAAUAUAAGAGGUGGGGUAUGUUGAGCUGGUGCUUGGUGCCGGGCAUCGCGUGCCUGUUCCUGACGGGGCGUGUAUUUUUCGCGGAGGGGGCGGAGCUGCCGGGGGGCGUGUCCGGGGGCGUGGUGUGGCGCGCGCUGUACGCAGCGACGCUCCGCCUCGCCAUGGCUGCGAUCGUCUCCAUGCUCGUUGUUACCCUCACUAUGAGAUUCUGUGGUUAGUCUUCGAUAUGGUAUUGUGAUCGCUUUUAUAGUCAAACUCGCGGUAAAAUAUACUUAGAUAUAGCA